Messenger RNA from Gryllus bimaculatus (two-spotted cricket), 2065 nucleotides. NCBI's taxonomy places the organism in Eukaryota, Metazoa, Arthropoda, Insecta, Orthoptera, Gryllidae. The record is from the annotation of a GenBank genome assembly.
AUGGCCUCCGCUCCGCUGCCCGUGCUGCGCGGGCUGCUGUGCUCGCGGCUGCCGCCGCGCCCGCCCCCGCCGCCGGCCCUGCCGAAACUCCCCAAUCCACCGCGAGAUACACGUAGUAUCUGGAGAGUCUUCCUGUUUGUGAGGAUAGGGAAGGAAGGGUCGCGCGCUGUCCUUAACACAUUGUUUAAAGUACAGCUUCGGAACCAGCGAAGUGGCCAAUUUUCCGCUAUAAAUAUCGCAACGUUCGAGUUCCCACAUGUGGCGAGACUCGUAAGUGGGUCCGCAUCGCAUACGAUACAGCGCUUCAAGCCGCGCAAAAAAGCUCGCAGUAAAACGCCCUCUCCCCACGGCCUCCGCCUUGGCCGCGCGCUGGAAGCGCCCGGCGCCGCGCCGCCCCGUGGGCAUGGAAAUGUCGGGCGGCGCGCGAGGCACGCGAGCCCUCGCCGCCAGGCCAAGCCAGGCCAGGCCGCAUCGCUCGCAGAGCGAAGUGGCGAUCGCGGGGCGAGAAAGCUGGCGACCCUGGCCCACAGCGAUCGCCCCGGUGCGGCGCAGAUCGGCGGCGCCCGCCCGCCCGCGGGAGCGAGCUAUGUGGAGCUGUGCGACCGCAACCACCCCGAGCGAGACGCUUGCUACGCCGAGAGCCUGCAGAAGUUGCUGCCCAUCCUCGCCAACGGGUCGCAAGAGCUAGGCCUGGCGGCUCUGGACCCGCACCUGCUGCCAGAGAUGCUGCUGCAGUACAAGCAGGGCCAAGUGGCCGGCAAGAUGCUCAUCCGCAACACGCGGUCCAUCGGCCUCAGCAGCGCGCAGGUGCUGGCUGUGAGGUCUAACCUGAACGACUCCAACAAGUUCCACAUGGAGGUGGACUUGUACUUCCCGCGCAUAUUCAUGGAGGGCGACUACAAGGCACAGGGCAAGAUCGUCGUCUUCCCCAUCGAGGGCAAGGGCGUCUACAACAUCAGCCUGACUGGCGUCAGCACUACAUGGAACUUGACCGGCACGCACAUCAAGAAGCGCAACCAGGGCUACGUGCGCCUCGACCAUUUCUACAUGUUUCCUGAGGUGGAGGACAUGAAGGUGUACGCGUCGAAUCUCUUCACUGGCAACGAGGACUUCAAUCGAGCGGCGCUGCAGUUCGCCAACGACUUUCUGCCCGUUAUCUACGAAGAGCUGCUGCCGUUCGCCAACGAGGCGUGGACAAGGUAUGCGCGGCAGCGCCAACAAGGUCUUCCUCAAGUUUCCCUUCGAUACGCUGUUUCCCGCCGCGUAGGCCGUCAUCGUGGUGUCCGAGCCCCCGCCAGCAGCCCACCGUCGGCGUGCGCGCUCACGAGACCGCCACGACCAACACGGACGGUGCAGUGCAAGUGACUUCCCAUUGGCCACCACUGCUUCUCAGAGACAAGUGACCGUAGUGCAUUGUUUCAGGCGUGGAGCACUGAGGCGCUGGACUCCACCGCAUUGCGAGAGAUAUGGUCCGUGUAUUGCGUACAAACAACACUUAGCUUUAAAGUGCAUUGCCAGAAAGUCAAGGACUUCAAUAUCAGACGUGUUGCUUUGGAGAUUUAAAACAUUAAAAGGCUGUUUUUCCCAAAUUAAUCUGGAGACGAUUUAUCAUCAAACCUAAAAUGAAAUAAAGAUUGAAAUAAUGUUAUUGAAAUGAAAAGAAAAACAUCUAUAUUCAUAAAUAAUUUUGAAGGAACUAUCAUUACAGACAAUUUUAAAAUGUCCAAUUAUAAGAAAGUGAUAAUGGUCAUGUCGUGUUCAAUACGACUCACAUUUUCUGUGGAAAACAACAAACUGUUUAACAGAAGACACUUUUACUCACAACAUAGAGUAUCCCAGAACAUUACUGUUUUGAGACUAAAUGUUUUGACAAGAUUUAAGUUUAUUAAUUUUUACAAAGCUAAAUCGGACGACUUCUGCAAUCAUAUCUUAUUCAUCAUGAACAUUCAUAGGUGCUAUUUAAAUGCAGUGCAUUGUUAUUUUGAUAUGCAUGUUGUGAAUAAAGAAAUGUAUACUAUCAAUAAAAACGCAGAAAAAACAUGUCAUAAAAUUGUAUCAAUUUUGC